Molecule: messenger RNA, 409 nt
Organism: Saccostrea cuccullata (small rock oyster)
Lineage: Eukaryota; Metazoa; Mollusca; Bivalvia; Ostreida; Ostreidae
Product: charged multivesicular body protein 1b-like
Exons: 3
Coding region: 126-389 (87 amino acids)
Biological process (GO): late endosome to vacuole transport; endosome transport via multivesicular body sorting pathway; protein transport
Cellular component (GO): ESCRT III complex; multivesicular body
Source: RefSeq, a predicted model, not a curated record
AUACACGCGAAAAUAGGAUAUACACAAUCACAAGAGGCGAAGUCAUCUUCUAUUUACAUUUCACAAUAGAUUUUUACAUGCUUAGUUUCUGAUUGCUGGGGAAAAAGAUCGGCCAUAGCUUCAAAAUGUCUAUGGACAAACAUUUAUUUAACCUCAAGUUUGCAGCCAAGGAUCUUGAAAGGAAUGCCAAAAAAAGUGAAAAGUCGGAAAAGGAGGAGAAAAACAAAUGUAAAAAGGCUAUGCAAAAAGGUAAUGCAGAAGGAGCAAAGAUUCACGCAGAAAAUGCCAUCAGACAGAAAAACCAGGCCUUAAAUUAUCGUAAAAUGAGUGCCAGGAUAGACGCAGUAGCGGCCAGAGUCCAGACCGCUGUCACGACCAAACAGGUAUAAAAUUUCAUAAAUAGUUAAUA